AGCACUGUGCGUUAUGAUAAAUCAAUUUGUUUUUUGGUUCAGUAAUCUCUCACAGGCUAUGAGUGCCUAAUCGGAAAUAUUUUUCGCGGAGCUAUAUAUCAGUAGAUGACAAAUUAUUAAAUUGGCAUUUCCAUUUGUGUUAAAAAGAAGACAAAAUGCAAUUAUUAAUCUGUUAUUAAAUAUUUACUGGUGGAACACUACUUCUGAAAAAGCAAUUCUUAAAAACCAAAAUCAUGGCAGAUGUAACUGUAAUAAAAGAGAAAAAGGUUGGAUUUAUUGGUGGAGGUAAUAUGGCUCAGGCGAUAGGAUUUGGACUUGUAAAAAAAGGUGUUUUAAAGUCACAAAAUAUAUGGGUAUCCUGUCGUACUGAACAAUCAUUAAGUAUUUGGAAAAGUUUUGGUAUUCAUACCACUUUAAAAAAUCAUGAAGUUAUAAAAAAUUGUGAUAUUAUAUUCUUAUCUAUAAAGCCACACAUACUAGAUGAAGCAUUAGCAACUUGUAAAAAUUCAAUCUAUAAAUUUGAAGGAAAGUUAUAUGUAUCAGUCAUUGUUGGAGUUUCAUUGGAUGCUUUAGACAGUAAACUUCAGUCUAUUGACUCUGCUCCACGAAUAAUAAGAUCAAUGCCCAAUACUCCAAUGAUGGUAGCUGAAGGAAUAACUGUUUACUGCAGUUUGAGGACUACAGAGGAAGAUGAAUUUAUUAUUUCUACAUUAUUCUCUCAGCUGGGCAUUUGUGAAAAAAUUGGUGAGGGGUUUAUAACUAGUGCUGGUGGUCUGUCAGGAUGUGGGCCAGCUUAUGCUUACUUAAUAAUAGAAGGUCUUGCUGAUGGAGCUGUUAGAAAAGGGGUUCCACGUGCAUCAGCUCUAAGAUUUGCCGCACAGGUUCUAAUUGGUGCAGGAAAAAUGGUUUUGGAAACUGGUAAACACCCAGGUCAGUUAAAAGAUGAGGUAACAUCACCUAACGGAUCUACCAUCUGUGGAAUACAUGAAUUAGAAAAGGGUGGUGUCAGGGCCUCCAUGAUGAAUGCCGUAGAAGCAGCGGUGAAGAGAUCUGACGAAAUAGCCGAUAUCAUGAAUAAAAAAUAAUGAAUUUCAAUAUUCGCAUUCAAAAGCGCAAACAAUAUCAAAGCAACAAUGUUAUUGAAUACCUUACAAGUAUUUAAAUAUUAACGAAUAUGUUUAUAUACAGCAGUCAACAGAAGUCUCGACAAUACCGCGAAGGGGCAACGAAUAAGACAAAUGAAUUUUCUAACAAAGCCAGCGAACAUUUCAGUGUACAUCCCGUGCUUGGCAUAUUCAAUCCAUCAACCUCUUGUUCGCUCGAGCCCGCACGCGUCAUGUGCGCGGGAAAAAUUAAUUUUCUCCGCUAGGAUCAUUGAAUGAGUUGAUCGAUUUACGAGGUCGUCGAAAAGUGGCCAGCUCACUCCACCGCGCACAGCCAGCGGAGUGGGGCAAUUAUCGCGUUGUUAAAAUCCAAUAUGUACAUUAUAGGAGAGGAUGGCAUGAGGCACGCGCACGUCGGUCGUCGCCGAGCCUUUGGGCCGUCAUGCAUCGGCGAGUAGACGUAUAGCGCAGCGCUAACCGAAGCAACAGAUGACACGCGCGCAAUAGAGGGAGAAAAAGAGACCCCUCAUUAAGAGGCGUGCCAGCGGCGAUAUGACUCGUGCCAUGUGGCGAUUUCUCACUUUUUCGACGGCGACGACGAGGACGACGCGCGACCCCUCUCUGUCUGCGCUAAAUGCAACCCCGUCUCACUGCCUCUAUAUUUAUGUACAGCUAUAUCCGCUAUACCGCAGAGUGCACCCUCUGUUGUAUUCUCGGCAUUUCACUUUUCGAGAUAUGUUAUAACGGGCCCACCGAUACAAUGCCGCUGCGUGCUGUCCUCUCGCUUCUUUCUUUUACGAUGCACCGUACAUGUUUGCUUUAUCCGCGCCGGUCGUUAUGGUAUCUGCCCUUUUCCACUUUCUUUUAUUGCUGAGCCGGGGAAGAGCAAAUGGAAAUUGACGCACGGUGAUGUCCUUUCAAAGUUAAUUGCGCUUCGAUAGCUAAUGGAUUCAUAAAUCGAAAACGUGGAGUAUCAAUUUACUUUAAUGGCAUUUCAAGAUUAAAGUUUUAUCGUUUGCCGCUCGCACUAGAGUGCCAGUAGUAACAGUUAUAUACUUAUUUUUGAUAGCUUUGUCCGUACAUUUUCAUUGGAAAAUCGUUUUACAUAUUGACCGCAUUAGAAUAAGUCAAGACGAAUCGCAAAUAUGUACUUGAAGUACAGUAAUGGUAGGGCAGUUUAGAAGCAUCCCUUCUUGUAAUUAUAAUUUCGGACCUUGAAUCUAAAUUCAAAUUGCGUUUGAUUAUUAUCAAAUCGUGAACUACAGAAAUUCCUGUGGGAAGGCCCCCUAACUGAAAGUCGGCUAAUUAUCACAGCUCGAAGUCCCCAUCAUUCCACACCGCCCAACAGUAAAAAGUAGCCUCCCGUACUGCCAUGGAGAAAGCCACUGGACAGCGGCUCGUCGUCUGAUAUAUGGUAUAAAGCGAGCGUGCCGCUCUCUCUCUCUCUCUCUCUCUCUUUUCUUGGGCAUUUGUUGCUGGGGGGAUGGACUUUUUUUGCGUUUGGCCACGCGCCGGCCACGCGUGGCCGAAUGCGAGAGUGAGAGGCGCGAUACUCAUCUCGCGUACAGUCGUACGCGCGUGUACACGCAGUGCGAGACAGUUGUGCGCGCCAGGGUGUGCAAUCGUCCAACCCAACUCUGCGUGACGGCACGCGAUCGCGCGCGCAUGCAUAUGCAUGUGCAUGUGCGCGCUCCACGGAAUUCUAGGAGCUAGUGAAACCAUAAUAGCUUUGAUAUGGAAGCGCGCGAGCGACCGAUCGAGAUCUCAACCGUCGCGUGAACUUGAUUAUAUUCGACUCUCCGAGCGCUUAUUGUUUGUCACGGUUCGUAGUUCAUUGAAUUAGUAAUGCUCUCUUUUUACGUAAAAUCAGUCAGUUUAUUGUCUUAUAUAUAAUACGCUCUGGUGCGUAUCGAGGUUAUUUUCAGUUAGCAGCAUAUCUUGAAACAGCACACAUCAAAUUUCAGCCAGAUCGGUCUAUCACUUUCUGUUUAAUUUCAUUUUGUUGAAUCAAAGUGGUUUCCAAAUUUUCGGAGCGGCCAUAUGAACACAUAAAAGACGCUGAACGUUCUGGACGUCCCGUUGAGGUCGCCCCACUCCAGAAUUCAUUAAUAAAAUCCAUGAUAUGGUGAUGGCUGACAAAAGAGUGAAGGUGCGUGAGAUUGCUAGUGCUGUAGGUAUCUCAAGCAAACAAGUACAUAAUAUUUUGCACCAACAUUUGAACGUGAAAAAGCUAUCCGCUAAAUGCAACCCCGUAAGUAGGUGUCGCAGUUGCUCACGAUUGACCAAAAAUGAGAUCGUGUGAAGUGUUACAAGAAUGGUUUGCAGCUGUUCCAGCGAAAUUCGUAGGACUUUAAGCAUCGUUUCAUCUCUAUGGAUAGAAUAUGCACUGCAACAAAAAAGGCAAAAACCAUUCCUUCAGCCGGGAAGAUUAUGGCGAUUGUCUUUUGGAAUUUACAAGGAAUAAUCUUCAUCGGCUAUCUAGAAAAGGGUAAAACCAUUACUGUUGAAUAUUAUUUAUUGUUAUUCGAUCAUUUGAAAACCGAAUCGCAAGAAAAUCGUCCUUGAUUGGCCCACAAAAAAGUCAUCUUCCAUCACGAUAACACAUCAGUUCACACCUCAGCAGUUGUGGACGCAGAACUGAUGGAAAUAAGGUUCCAACUCAGUGCACCCCUCCCCCCUACUCUCCAGACUUAGUUUCGUCGGACUAAUAUUUGUUCCCUAAUGUAAAAAAAAUAACUGGCGGGGAAAAGAUUUUAUUCAAACGAGGUGAUUGCAAGUACGAAUACCUAUUUUAGACUUGGACAAAUCCGGU
Messenger RNA from Phymastichus coffea, 3915 nucleotides. RefSeq lists its product as uncharacterized. The transcript has 6 exons. Lineage: Eukaryota; Metazoa; Arthropoda; Insecta; Hymenoptera; Eulophidae. The record is from RefSeq and is a predicted model, not a curated record. Gene Ontology annotation, biological process: L-proline biosynthetic process. Gene Ontology annotation, molecular function: pyrroline-5-carboxylate reductase activity. Bases 234 to 1085 code for a protein of 283 amino acids.